AUGAACUCCGCCUCUCCUGCCACAACCACCACCUCCGCCUCCCUCAACGCCGCCUCCACAAUGUACCCAGAUCACCCCAAGGAGCCGACGCAGCACAUCUGGGUCGUCACCGGGCCCGCCGGCUGCGGCAAAAGCACCGUGGGCAAGGGGCUGGCCAACGAGCUGCACUACCCGUUCCUCGAGGGCGACGAUUUUCACUCCGCCUCCAACAAGCAGAAAAUGGGCAGCGGCAUCCCGCUCACCGACGCAGACCGCUGGGACUGGCUGAUUGCGCUGCGCGAGGCCGCCACGAGGGCGCUCUCGCCCUCCCAGGCGAACAACUUCCACCCGCCCGCCGGCGUCGUCGUCGCCUGCUCCGCGCUCAAGCAGAAGUACCGCGACGUCAUGCGUAUCGCCACCUACAACUCGCCCUCUGUGCAGAUCCACUUCGUCUACCUCAAGCUGGACGAGGAGGUGCUUCUGCGCCGCGUCGCCCAGCGCCAGGCCCACUACAUGAAGAGCGUCAUGGUGCAAAGCCAAUUGCGCGAUCUUGAGGAGCCCAAGGGCGAGUGGGAUGCUUUAACUAUCGACGCGAAUGCUCCGCCGGCGCAGGUCCAGACUGAGGUCUUGAAGUUGGUUAAGGAGAAGAUGGCAGAGUAUAAACAGCAGCCGUAA
Aspergillus terreus NIH2624 is the source of this 654-nucleotide messenger RNA. Its product is annotated as gluconokinase. The transcript has 2 exons. Lineage: Eukaryota; Fungi; Ascomycota; Eurotiomycetes; Eurotiales; Aspergillaceae. Gene Ontology annotation, cellular component: cytoplasm. Gene Ontology annotation, molecular function: gluconokinase activity. The coding region runs from base 1 to 654 and encodes 217 amino acids. The record is from RefSeq and is a predicted model, not a curated record.